CAUGCACAUGUGAGAGCUGCGUGGCGAGUAACCGACGUUUACUUCAAAUACACUUCACUGUCGACGCAACGAAAGAACUCGGGAGCGAAGUAUGAAUGGACACGGACACUAUCCUCCGCCGGACUUCGGCUGUCCGCCUCCAAAUACCAUCCAACAUGUUCAGCAGCAGUACGCGAGCAGCUUCCACCCCAGCAUGUGGAGCUGGGGCGAGGCGUCCUCCGAGCACGCCGGGGACCACAGCAGCCAGAGGGGACGGCACCACGGGGCCACGGCAGAGUUCGGUUCCCCAUCAGGCCGUGGAGGUUAUGGACAGAAACGUCCACACGGUCAAAACUUCGGUCGCGACUGGCAUGAAGGUGGGAGACAGAGUUAUGGAAGCCCUAACAAUUAUGGGAAAAAGCAGAAAAACAAGAAGGAACCCGAGUACUCUCAUUUCUGCGACACGUGUGACCGCGGCUUCAAGCACCAGGAGAAGUACGAUGAGCAUGUUUCUCAACAUGUCACGUGCUCUGUGGCAGACUGCAGCUUCGUGGCUCAUGAAAAACUAGUCGCCAUCCACUGGAAAAACAACCACGCACCGGGCGCUAAAAGGAUCAAGCUGGACACACUGGACGAGAUCACGAAAUGGAGAGAGGCGAGGCGCAAAAACUAUCCAACACUUCAGAAUAUGGACAAGAAGAAGAAAGUGAUGGAGGUGCGGGAGGAGACAGGAGCCGUUCUGGAGACAGCCCAGUUUGGGCAGAUGAGAGGCAGAGGGUGGGGGGGUCGAGGCCGUGGCUGGGGCCACAGAGGGUGCCGUGGGCGGCCCCCUCAGGGCCCUCACCCAUCGGACAGCAGCGCCACAGAGAGACCUCCGCCCCCCACCCAGCCGUGCAGGGACAGGGAUCCACUGGGAGCGCUGGCCAGCAGCGAUCACGAUUCUGACCGAGAGGAGCCGGCCCCCGAGUCCAAGGCGGGUUUCCUGGUUGUGGCUCCCAAACAGAUGAGCUCAGCUCUGGCCUCCCUGAUGGCCAACUACGGCUCCCUGAGUGAAAGUGACGAGGAACCGGAAGCCGCCCCUAUUCAGAGAGCCAAAGACCUUGGGCAUGAAAACCAUGCUUUCCUAAACUCAGUACCACAAAAGUCUCAGGACCGAGGUCCCUGGAGGGGCCCGGACACCUCUUCACAGGUUACAGAGGCCCUUCACACUCCUAACAACGGAAGAGGAAGAGGAAGAGGGGGAAGAGGACGAGGAGGCAGAAGAAGAAGGGGCGGUAGAGGAGGAUACCAAGAUACACCGCAGGCGCGCCGUCCCACUCUACUCGAGAUGUUACUGGCCCCAGAUAUCCGCCAUGAGAGGAAUGUCCUCCUGCAGUGUGUGCGCUACGUUGUCCGAAACAACUUCUUUGGCCUGGAGAGCAGACCCGAGGACCAGAGGGCGAAGGAUAAAGUCCCUUCAGCGAUCUCAGCCGGAGAGUUCACAGGGAGGCCGGAAAGGCCGUCGGAUAAAGCCGAGGCUCGGUUUCCCCCUCUGGUUGCUGCACAGAGAAGUUCAGCAGAAGUGAAUCAUCUGGAGGAGUCAGAAACGGGUCAUGCUGUUCUCGUUGACCAGUAUUUGCAUCCACGCUCAGAACCUUCUCAGGUUUCUCCUGCGGACUCGGCAGCAAGUGUGGAGCCGGUUCCAGGACAUUUCACCCGAAAUACUGAAGAGUCCACUGUGAAAGACGGGCUGUAUUCAACGGGCACAGACGAAAUCAGAUCUACCUCUAAUACUUACGAUGAUGAAGUAUGGGAGAGUCCUGGUGCUGUUAUGUCCGAUUAAAUUACUGAACUGGA
This is a messenger RNA of Pseudoliparis swirei, 1815 nucleotides long. RefSeq names its product nuclear FMR1 interacting protein 1 (gene nufip1). NCBI's taxonomy places the organism in Eukaryota, Metazoa, Chordata, Actinopteri, Perciformes, Liparidae. The record is from RefSeq and is a predicted model, not a curated record. Gene Ontology annotation, biological process: box C/D snoRNP assembly. Gene Ontology annotation, cellular component: nucleus. Gene Ontology annotation, molecular function: RNA binding. The coding region runs from base 92 to 1801 and encodes 569 amino acids. The transcript is spliced from 10 exons.